UUAUGACGUUUUCGUUCGAUCAGUCGUCUGUCGCCAGGGUUCCGAUUUUUCAUAAAACAAGCAAUCCCGUAAUUAAAUCAGGGCAUAUUCCGGUCCAAAUAAUGGGUUACACGUUUCUUAAAAUUGCUUCAUCUGCGUACAGGAAAGGAGGGCCUAUAAGGAAUGCUACAAGAAACUAUGCUACCACUCAUGAGGCUGACAUAGUUGUGAUAGGUUCGGGCCCUGGCGGCUACGUCGCGGCUAUCAAGGCGGCACAACUGGGUAUGAAGACAGUGUCAGUGGAAAAAGACUCAACCCUAGGUGGUACUUGCCUCAAUGUAGGAUGCAUUCCUUCCAAAGCCCUGCUCCACAACACACAUUUAUAUCACCAAGCUAAACAUGACUUUGCACACCGAGGUAUUGAAACAGGCCCAGUCAACUUCAACUUUAGUAAAAUGAUGGAAUACAAAGUCAAUGCUGUUAAGGCUCUAACUGGUGGAAUUGGCAUGCUAUUCAAAAAGAAUAAGGUGACAUUAGUUCGUGGUGUAGGAACAAUUAUUAACCCCAAGAAGGUGGAAGUGAAAGGAGAAAAAGGCGUCGAAACAAUUAACACGAAAAACAUUUUGAUCGCCACUGGCUCUGAAGUGACGCCUUUCCCAGGUGUUACGUUUGAUGAACAACAAAUCAUUACGUCUACUGGAGCUCUUUCACUUAAGUCAGUUCCCAAAAAAAUGCUGGUCAUUGGUGCAGGAGUCAUUGGUUUGGAACUUGGUUCAGUGUACCAGAGGCUGGGUGCUGAUGUCACUGCCAUUGAAUUCCUUGGAACUAUUGGAGGUGUUGGUAUUGAUGGUGAAGUAGCCAAAACUUUACAUAAGAUACUUUCGAAACAAGGAAUGAAGUUCAAAUUGAACACGAAGGUCACUUCAGUGAAGAAAGAAGGUGGCAUAGUCAAAGUUGAAGUAGAGCCCUCCAAAGGUGGUGGCGCCAAGGAAGCUUUGGACUGCGACGUUGUUCUUAUUUCCAUUGGCCGUCGUCCGUACACCACUGACCUUGGUCUUAAGAACGUUGGUAUCGCUCUCGACGACAGGGGCCGAGUGCCCGUUAACAACAAGUUCCAGACAACAGUCCCUGGAAUUUACGCCAUUGGUGAUUGCAUUCAUGGACCUAUGUUGGCCCACAAAGCUGAAGAUGAAGGAAUCGUAUGUGUUGAAGGAAUUAAGGGCAUGCCGGUUCAUUUCAACUACGACGCGAUCCCAUCUGUAAUUUACACGACACCUGAAGUUGGAUGGGUCGGCAAAUCGGAGGAAGAUCUCAAGAAAGAGGGUAAGGCAUACAAAGUAGGCAAGUUCCCAUACCUAGCCAAUUCAAGAGCGAAAACUAAUGGUGAACCCGACGGUUUCGUUAAAGUUUUGUCAGACAAAGCGACAGACGUAAUCCUCGGUACCCACAUUAUUGGACCCGGUGGUGGCGAGCUGAUCAACGAGGCCGUGUUAGCGCAAGAAUACGGUGCGGCGGCUGAAGAUGUCGCCAGAGUGUGCCAUGCGCAUCCCACAUGUGCGGAAGCUCUUCGUGAAGCAAACUUAGCAGCGUACUGUGGAAAACCCAUUAACUUCUAGUUAUAGGUCUAAAUAUUUAUCAAACAACCCACUCAGAACAUCCGGGCUUUUAAGUUAGUUAUAUAAUAGAUUCGCUCUAAGCAAUCGUGUGUGAAUCUGAUUUGAAUGUAAUUUGGGUACUGAUAUAAGUAUGAUAUUGUCUCUUUCCCAUUCGUCUUCUAAUUCGCUUAUCUCUGUGCAAUUAUUUAAAGAACCACGCCUAACGAAAUAAUACUUUAUUUUUCUUAUACAAUUGGUGUACAAGCCUUUACAGUUUAUUUCUGAUUUUGAAUAUUUUUUUUUUAGAAAUUCAUUCCGUUUUAUUUAUUUUUGUUUAGUGAAGAUUGCUUUGACUUGCAUCUUGCAUUUGAAAGUGAAUAAUUUACACCUUGUAUAUUUAUUUUGUAAAUAUAGUUUUACAAAAAUACAUUCUUCUAUGAACGA
Messenger RNA from Spodoptera litura, 2018 nucleotides. RefSeq names its product dihydrolipoamide dehydrogenase (gene DLDH). Gene Ontology annotation, biological process: pyruvate metabolic process; 2-oxoglutarate metabolic process. Gene Ontology annotation, molecular function: flavin adenine dinucleotide binding; dihydrolipoyl dehydrogenase (NADH) activity. The record is from RefSeq and is a predicted model, not a curated record. NCBI's taxonomy places the organism in Eukaryota, Metazoa, Arthropoda, Insecta, Lepidoptera, Noctuidae. Gene Ontology annotation, cellular component: mitochondrion; oxoglutarate dehydrogenase complex.